AUGGGCAUGACAGCUGUCCUUCCUGGAAGCAUACAGGCCGUCAAGAAUUCUGGUUCCAGCCAUUCGGCGAGCAAGAGAGAUGACACAGGUGCUGCUGCUGGUAAGGGCACUCUGCCAGCCUUCAAAUCCGUAUCCCACGUGCUUUUUGACCUUGACGGCCUGCUUAUAGACACCGAGAAGUUCUACGCUCAUGCUGCAGAGAGAGUGGCCUCUCGUUACGGCAAGAAAUUUACCUGGGAGCUCAAUAGGCGAGUGCUGGGAACCCCAGAUGCCUGCGCAGCGCGCACAAUUGUCGAGACUCUUGGUCUGCCGCUAACUCCGGACGGUUUCUUGGAAGCAGUGGAUCAGAUGUCCCAGGAAGUAUACCACAGCGCGCAGCUCAUGCCUGGCGCUGAACGUCUGCUGCGCCACCUACAUGCUCACGGUAUCCCCAUGGCCGUCGCCACCAGCUCGACACCAGCUUCAUUCGCCCUCAAGAUGACGCAGCAUAAAGAUAUUGUGGCCCUCUUUCACCAUGUGGUCUGCUCUGGCGGGGACCCAAGAGUAAAGCACGGAAAGCCUCACCCGGACAUAUUCCUCGUCGCCGCGUCGAAGUUUCUGGAGACGCCACCUUCCGAAAAGGUGCUGGUGUUCGAAGACUCACCUAUGGGUGUAACGGCAGCUCUGUCCGCUGGUAUGCAGGUGGUUAUGGUUCCAGACCCUCGUAUCGACGAAGAGAUUCGGCGUCGGGCUACCCUGUGCAUUGUCUCGCUGACUGAGUUUAAACCCGAGGUGUUUGGGCUUCCGUCUUUCAACACUUCCCCACAGAAGAGCUGA
Molecule: messenger RNA, 816 nt
Organism: Dermacentor andersoni
Lineage: Eukaryota; Metazoa; Arthropoda; Arachnida; Ixodida; Ixodidae
Product: pseudouridine-5'-phosphatase-like
Molecular function (GO): phosphatase activity
Source: RefSeq, a predicted model, not a curated record